Molecule: messenger RNA, 2277 nt
Organism: Abrus precatorius (Indian licorice)
Lineage: Eukaryota; Viridiplantae; Streptophyta; Magnoliopsida; Fabales; Fabaceae
Product: aluminum-activated malate transporter 9-like
Exons: 6
Coding region: 206-1933 (575 amino acids)
Biological process (GO): malate transport
Cellular component (GO): plant-type vacuole membrane
Source: RefSeq, a predicted model, not a curated record
AAUAAUUAAAAUGUUUUAAAAGAAAAGUACCUUGAGGAGUGUCAACACAAACCCAUGAUAAGAUGAAGAUAGCAUAGCAAAAGCUUUUUGUGCGGACGCAAAUAAUGCAUUCUCAACACUCUUCACAUGUUAACUUAACCGUCAACUCCAACUGUUAGCAUUGAUAGUAUCAAUUACCUUGCAUAGUUCAAAUCCAAGCAUCCAAAUGGUUCCCAAGUUGGUGAAAUCGGGCUCCUUUCGUCACGGUUUUGCGGAGAAGAAGGAGAAGCUUCUCUCUAUGAAGGGUGCUGGUUAUUCCCAGAUUGGGCUUCCCAUGCAGGAUGAGGAGGAGCAAUCAUGGAUCGUCAAGUCGUUCAAGACGGUGCAGCGUGUUGUUGCCAAGGCUUGGGAAAUGGGUCGCUCUGAUCCUAGGAAGAUUAUCUUCGCCGCUAAAAUGGGUCUUGCUUUGACCCUUAUUUCGCUUUUGAUUUUCCUCAAAGAACCCUUAGGGGAUAUGAGUCGUUACUCCGUUUGGGCUAUUCUAACUGUCGUCGUUGUCUUUGAAUUCAGUAUAGGAGCAACUCUGAACAGGGGGUUUAACAGAGGAUUGGGGACAUUAUCGGCUGGAGGACUUGCUCUUGGGAUGGCAGAGUUAUCAGCAUUGGCUGGAGAAUGGGAGGAACUAGUAAUUAUCAUCAGCAUCUUCAUUGUAGGAUUUUGUGCCACUUAUGCAAAACUAUACCCAACUUUGAAGUCUUAUGAGUAUGGGUUCCGUGUGUUCUUGAUCACGUAUUGCUUCGUUAUGGUAUCUGGAUAUCGAACAGGGGACUUUGUGGUUACAGCUAUAAAUAGAUUUUUUCUCAUUGCAAUUGGUGCUGCUGUAUCUUUGGGAGUAAAUAUCUGCAUAUACCCAAUCUGGGCUGGUGAGGAUCUGCAUGACCUUGUGACAAAGAAUUUCAUGGGUGUUGCAACAUCUUUGGAAGGUGUUGUAAAUCACUACCUAAAUUGUGUUGAAUAUAAGAAGGUCCCAUCUAAAAUUCUUACUUACCAAGCUGCUGAUGACCCAGUUUACAAUGGCUAUAGAUCGGUGGUUGAAUCUACAAGUAAAGAGGAUUCAUUGAUGGGAUUUGCUGUUUGGGAACCCCCACAUGGACAUUACAAAAUGCUUAAAUAUCCCUGGAAGAAUUAUGUGAAGUUAAGUGGGGCCCUAAGGCAUUGUGCAUUUAUGGUCAUGGCUAUGCAUGGAUGCAUACUUUCUGAAAUACAGGCCCCAGCGGAGAAGAGACAAGUUUUCUGUAGUGAGCUUCAGAGGGUAGGUUCCGAAGGGGCAAGAGUGUUGCGUGAACUUGGAAACAAAGUUAAAAAGAUGGAGAAGCUAGGCCGGGGAGACUUGUUGUAUGAAGUGCACGAAGCAGCAGAAGAAUUGCAACAGAAAAUUGAUAAAAAAUCGUACCUUCUUGUGAAUUCAGAGAGCUGGGAAAUUGGAAACCGGCCGAGAGAAGAUAGUGAGCCUCAACAAGGCCUCUUUAACAUGGAUGAAGAAAGAAAAUUUCUUGAGUACAAGUCUCUCAGUGAAGCAGUACUUGAUCUCAGAACAGUUGAAGUUCCAAAAGGUUGGGAUGGGAAUUUAACUUUAGGUGAUAAGCCUGCUGUGCCUGACUCUGAAAACAUGUUUAGGAAACAGAUAUCUUGGCCUGCUCAUAUUUACUAUAAAUCAAGUGCAGUGACAAAAGAGGAUCCAGAAUCAAAAACUUAUGAAAGUGCUAGUGCACUAUCUCUGACAACAUUUACAUCACUUCUGAUUGAGUUUGUUGCAAGGCUUCAAAACCUAGUGGAUUCAUUUGAAGAACUAGGUGAAAAGGCAAACUUUGCAGACCCACUUGAGCAACAAGCACCAGUAACAUCGUCUGGGUUUUGGGCCAGGUUGUUUAACUGCUUAAAAUUCAAGGAUUGAAAUAUGGACUUGCUCAUUUCAAGCAUUAUCUUGCAGAGGCAGAGCUUCUAAAUGAGAAUCAGCAUUACUAAUUCUGAAUCACUUUGCAACCCCUCCUUUUUUGAUAGGUUGUAAUGCCACCAUUUUGGUAUUUGAAGAUCGGUGAGUUGAAAUGUUUAUGAAGACUCGAGAACAAUCUCUAGAUCUAGAGCGAAUAACCCACUUCUAUACAUUUACAGAAAUCUCCUAUAGUAUCAAAUGAUUAGCAUAAUUUUCCUUUAGAUUAAAUGUUAAAUUUAUCUAUCCUCGGUCAACUUAAAAUUGGUUCAGUCAUUUUUAUUUAAAUUAUGAAUGCACUUUUGCCU